AGACUCUGACGGUCAGUAUUCCUAUUAUACAGUAUCCUACGCCUCGUGCCAAAUCCCGCGACUCAGGUGUUAUUUGCUAGCACAACCCCGCUGUGAACACGAUAAACUUCCUGAUUUAUCGCUAGUUUGGCAUCACGUACAUGUUCCUUAGAUUGGGUUUCUAAACUUACAGUUCUCAAAGCCUUUGGUGUUUGUCUCGUAACUUCGGCUUUGUCGAGCGAUCGUUUCGGCCUUAUAAGGAGAGUAACUUUGUCGAGUUCCAUGUUAAACAAUUCUGAUUCAAGUAUUUGGUGGUUUAAGCUUUUACUGCAGCGUGAUAAUAUCGUCACUUUGAGCCUUAAGUCAUAGUAGAGCGUAUUCGAAACAUUGUUAACAAAAAUGUUUAUAUUUUGGUGUUAAUCGAACUCUGUUUGCUGUUGUCUAAAAUUGUUAUAUACUAUUGUAAAAGGAAAAAAGUCUGCUGUGAAGUGUUUCUCCUUUGCUUUUGAGAGAAACAAUCGUUCUCUAGGCAUUUUCUAAUUCAUGAAUUUGAAUGAUGGCACGAUGUGCAUUUGGUUCAGCUGAUUAUUUGCUAUUCAUCCUCGUGAAUCCGCAAAUGAAGCGGAAAUCAUCUCUGUUUUAAAGAAUCGACAACAAAAUAACUGCGUGAUUUUAAGAAGCCCAACACAAUGCCUCAAGCACAAGAAGUUUCCAUUCAAGCUCCCCUGCGAGCUCCUCAUCGCCUCAACAACAAUAACGACGGGGAACUGCUUCUCCUAACUAAGGACAAGCCGCUUGGUGGAUGGGACGAUGCUCCUGGCAGUCCCCACCGUGUGCCGUUGAUCUCGAAUAACAACGGCAGCCCAAGACUUACAAACAGGAUUGCAAAUAUAUACGGGCUUGGCAAACAGCAGCCUCAAGUUAUCGCCUCGCCCCACGGCAGCCCACGUCACAGAGCUUUGGCCAGGCUCACGAAGCCAGCACAAGAAAUAGUGCGCAAAGUCAUCAAUCUUCCUCCAAAAACUGAGCCCCUGGAACCUGCGAGUCCAAAGCUCAGCCGUAAGAUCAGCCGCGAAGACGCCAAAGAAAUUGAGGAGAUUUUGUCUAUUCCGAGAAUCGGUUUAAGCAGCCCUAAACAUAAUUUUUAUUUGAAUCAGUCUGGCAAUCCAUCUCCAGGGUAUCAUAACCCUUACCAGCAAACGCAAGCCGGUGUUAUAAAGAGUCCUUUCACCCCCACCAGAGAAACGAAGUUUCGAUACGAACACCUUAGUCCCAAGCCAGUCGUUGAUAAUAACCAUGUCAAUUCAAGGCUUCCGGUUAGUCCUCGUCGCUUUUUCUCUUCUCGCGAAAGUCUCUUGGAAAACGAUACAAGCGAGGGUCUAAAUUGUGUCAAUGAAAAUGAACGGUGUGACAGCCGAAAUGAUUCUCGGCUGAAAUCAAGACUCCCUGUUAAAUUAUUGCAUUUAAAAGAACUUAAAUACAUGCGUCCAAGCUCCCCGGGUAUAACCGACUGUGAAGAUGACAUCAGCAAUAACAAAGAGUCACUGCGUCCCUCCGCGAAUAUGAGAAGUGAUCGCGUGACGAAUUGCAACACUAACAUUUUAAUCAAUGAUAUAGCUUGUAGUGUUCAGUCAUCAGCGUCUAGCAGUAACGUUAAGGAGCCCGCUGAUGUUGACUCAAACCAUUCCCAAUUGACAGACGAUCCUAAACAACGGAGCGGUUGCCAAUAUUCCCGUGAUUGGAACUCUGCUGAGUUCUCGAUGACCAAUGACAACUCGACGUCUUGGAACUCCGCCGGCAGUGAAUCUGAUCAAAAAAUGAGUGUCGAAGAAAAGGUUUCCAUCAAGAAAAGUUCUGAAGACUCGAUGAGACCGAGAACCAACAGCUUUGGUUCUUGGUCGCAUUCAAACGCAUCGGCUGACAAGUCCAGCGCGGCGAGUCUUGGAAACUCGACGGCCGGGGUAGAGAUGAUACCGAGCGACACUGACUCGGGGUUGGCAGAAUCCUUGUCUUCUAAGAUGGUGCUGAUCAAGUGCAAAGGCGGCACUUAUCUCUCGCGGAUCUUCCUCAAUAAUGGAGGCAUUGAAGGCGUGAAGGUGGUGGGUCGUGUUGGGGGAGUGCCUUCCCCUCAGCUGCUCCCCUCGUCUCCCCACCCCUCACCGGCCAUCAUGAGUGCCGCCCCUUCACCAGUUCACCUCAGCAACAAGGUUAGCGUCGGUGGGAGCGUAGUGAGCGACGCCAGCGCGGGCUCCUGCGGGCCGGACGGCUGCUGCUACUCUGGCGCUGACCGUCCCGCGCAGCACGAGGGAGAGUUCGACCACGACACCGCUGACUACCAGUGGCUGCUGGACUACGAGUACCGGGAAAGUUACACCCGCGAGUCUCUCGGUGCCGGGGGUCGGGACGGGUUGUGUCGAGCGUCCGUGCUCGACACGAACCCGGAACCCGACCUACAGGACCUCUCCUAUGAAACUUUGUCACGACAUCUCGACGCUAACCUCGCUGAAAUCGACAUGGACGACUUCAGGAGCGACGAUAUCAACCAACUUCUGGCCCUGCCCAGCGUCUGCGCCCAGUGUCGUCUUCAUGAUCAUGACGGCGAGGAGAGCGCCGAGCCGUCAGCCAACAACACUCCCACCAAAAGUCGUCGUCCUACCAUGUGCCGCCACAACGCAUGGCGACAAUGUCAGCACUACGAAGACUAUGACCUCGAAGAAGAAGAAUUCUCUGGAGUCAGCGGCGACAUUUCUUUGUACCAAUCUGGUCCGUUGUUUUCCCCCCUAAAAGAACCUCCGCCUAUAGGCAACACCACCUUCAGCGUCGACUCUCUCGACUGUGAAAGUCUGCACGAAGAUCUCAUCUUGACCUGCCAGGCCAACAAGGACAAUUAUACAAUUGCUUUCGAAGGAUCGUUCAUCCAGUAUUCCGAGGAUUCGGAUUACCAUGAAGCAGGAGAGAGUGACACGACAGGCAGCGGCUCGUGGACCGCGGACCGUCUUGAGGACGGGCAGUCUCCGGCCCCCGCCAUGACGCACUCGGACCAGCCUUACACGACCUGGUCUCGCGUCGGCCGCAAAUCUUCCCCUUCUUGUCGGACCCCAGACCCUUCGGGUGCUCAUAAGACCCGGGCUGCAACCUCCCACCUUUCCCCCGCGGGGCGUACGCAGGAAGUUCUUCACAAACAAAUCCUGCCGCAGCAACUGCAACCAGCCAUCACAGCGACUGCUGCUGGAACUGCUAAGGCUGCUCAUGAGAGCCACGAAGAAAAUAACAGUAAGAGCAACAGCAUGCCGAACCUCAUGCGACGAUCUUUGCUGCGUCAGUCAAUAGACACCGGUGUACAAUGUAUUAAAGUUUUUGACCUGCAAAACAGUCUCCGUUCAAGUCACUCUUCCGCCCGUCAAGCUGAAGGUAACUCUUUUUCUCUCGUGCGCCUCUUCAUGAAGCAGAAAAGUUUAAGCAAGGAAGCCAUCAGCUUGUCGUCGAGUUGUACUAGCAGAUCACAUGAAGGUGCUUGCUGCUCCAGUUCUGACAACCCCUCCGCCGUUGACAGUUCUGAUUGGCCAAUGAACAGUCAAAGCGAUGACAUGGAAGGCAGCGCGUCACCCGUCCCUCACUCCGUCAUGCGUAACAACCAAGCCAUCAUCGAGCGUGGCAUGCGAAGACGAAGUGGCGGCGAUAUCAACCCGCGAAAUAUAAACUCUAAUUCGGGUGACUUCGGUUCUACUUCCAGUGACAUCAUUUCGCCCACUGCAGCCACUAUCCUCUUGGAGACGGACGGUUCUUUGGUCAACAAUAACAAUGCGGUCAAUCAAAUACUUGACAAUACUGGACCUGUCGGAGCUUUUGAUAAUACUGCUAACUUCGAAGAAAGUUUGAAGGAAGUUUGUCCCUGCUCGAAGCCUCCAAUGACCAGUCCGAUCCGAGAGGAGCCCGAAGGCAUGGACAUCUCGUUUGACAGUCGCUCUGAAAAUAAACUUGUCAAUGACCAGUCCGAAUCCGAGACAAAAAUUUCAACUUGUGCAAAUUCAGGGGAGAAGAAAAUUUCAGAGUCUGGUUCUUCUCAGAGCUCUCCGACUAAGGAAAGAAGUAAAGACAGUAAUACUGGAUCGCCGAACAAGAAUGUGCUUGGAGCCCACACUGAAGGUAGAAACCGCUCACAAUCUCCUAGCACUCCUAAGAAGUCAGCUCACCGUCGUGACGGCACUCAAAGGCAACGCCAAAACUCUGGCAACUCGUCAAGUGGAUACGCGAGUACGAAGGGUUCAAUAGAGCGGCUACGCUCUGCGUCGGACUCGCAUACUCCUCAACACACGCCCCAGCGACCUCGUCCUAAACCCAGGGCUCUCAAACAAAUGGCUGAUCAGUGUCUGCAGACGUCUAAUUUAAAAGUGUCUGCUACCAUGAACACCAGUAAUCUCAUGGACCGAAAAGAUGUCUAUGUUUAUUAUCCCAACUACGCUCUUCCAGAUCUCAGCUUCCUGAAGGAUAAAAAGUACAGUGUAGACUCGCGAAUAUUUUUGGUGCCUCAGCACUACAGGAGACCUCCCGUGAUCAGUCGAAAGGUCAGAGAGGGAUCUUCUCGUCGUCCAUUUUCUUGUAAUGACAUGGAAAAAUUACGCAAACGUGGGCUCUCUCAUAUCAAAGACUGGGAGUCUCUUAACGUUCUACUUCCUAAAGAGCUGAAGGAAAUGCUUUCUGAUAACACUGAAUGCAUGGAAACAGUAAAACCAUCGUAUUGUAUCUCUCCAAAGUCUCCUCGUCGACCCAAUAGUUGUGAUUUCGGCUCAGCGAAGACAUCGAACAGCAACACAAGUUUGAGCACGCAGCCUUCCUCAGGUUAUAGAGGAUCAUCCACUAUUCUUAACGAUUCAGAAACAAACCAGCAACUUGCGUCUGGUGAAGAAGCUCCAUCGGUUCCCAAACGCUCUGUAUCUCUACCUAGUGAGGAAGGUGUGGAAGACAUGGAUAAUCCCCCUCCUCGGCCACCUUUGCCCCGUGGCAUAUUAAGGAAAGUUACGUCAUUGAGGGACGAAUCUCAGAAACAAGGCGCCAAGAAACGACACAGCGCCGCGGAUUCGCCCGAUCGUUUAUCUCGGGACGACGUUGCCAGGAGACGAUCUCUACCUGAAUCUAUGGAUGCUGGGCAAGAGGAGCGCGACGACGACCAGCCCUGCAGAACUGAGGCCGAUGGAGGCGCUGCUGAAAUGAACUGCAGUUGCAUUACCGCCUGCACUGGAUUCUGUGGCAAGGGACUCAGACUGAAGAACCUAUUGCCCGUCAGUGAAUUACCCAACGUCUCCAGUCACGAGGAGUUUACUGAAGAAGAUCUUGCAGCACUCAGGUCCCGCGUGAGCAACUUCCUGGUGGGUAAAAAUCUGACCGAAGAGAACACGUGUGCUUGGUGCCCCAAGAAGAGCGUGUCCUUCGCAGGCCACGGCUGCCAACACUCCCGGCAAACCGUCGAGUCAGCGUAUGACGUUCCCUCCAAGAUCGAGGAGCGGCCGGUGGUGUACGACGCUCAGGACAAGCGGGCGCUCGUGAUGUCCGUCCGCGUGGCCGUCGAGAAGCUCGUGUCGCACUUCAGCCACUCGCACGCCGCUAAGCCUAAACCCAAUGGUAGCGGCGGCAGCAGCGUGGCAGCACAGCUCACUCUGGAAAAGCUCUGCCCCGCCAUCUACGCGCUGCUGAGUGACGGCCUGCAGCCGUCCCUGCACUCUCUCUUCGGCAAGAUUGCCAACUCCGUCUGGAAAAUGAUUGAGGCCACAAGUCAAAUGGGCCCUACGACGAAGGCUCUGAGCGACCUCGUCCUGACCCUCAACAGCGAAGAAUGUCUCUCUGAGGGACCCAUGAAGUUCAACGCCUUCAUCUUCGGGCUACUCAACAUACGCUCAUUGGACGCGUGGCUGAGUUAUCUCCGCACCCGUGAAAGUAUCCUGCAGAAACACUUCCACCCUGAAGCUUUCCUGUACCUCUCAAGUACUGCCACCAGGAACCUAUACGACGACCUCCUCAUGGCAGUGCGCCCUCUGUCGUUGUUGCCCCUCCACCUGGACCUUCUUUAUGAGUACAAACUCCUGCACGCAAGCCUGCUGAAGAUGGAAGAAAGGCUCAUGAUUCACACCAGCAGUACCGGCAACAGUCCUGGUGAUCGUCCUUCUUCUGUGCUCUUAGAUCACCUUCUCGUCGCCAAGGAAACCAAGGAGUUUAAGAACACGGCGGCAGCGCAGCAGGAUCGCGUCAAGGCUCUCAUGAAAGUCCUCACAUCUCCUGAGUCGACGGAGGCAGACUUGCUACAGACUGUCGCUGCAAGCGUCACAAAAGAAAGAAGUCGAAGCCCCAGGCCUCGUUCUUGCUACGAUAACGCAGAUGCCGUUGGGGAUGAUCUACAUCCUGCCCUUAAGAAACGCUGGAGUAACGUGCAGUUAGGUUCUAAGCUCAUCACCGCCAUAGAUAAACUCAUGCUCGAGGAAACAAAUGCUGCUUCGGGCUCCAGUGAAGACUUCUCCGACAGUAUCGAUAAUCCUAAGACCACGAGAGCUCUUUCUCAGAAUUCUGUAGAUGAAGUUUCUCCUGCCAUGCGAGAUAGCGACAUCUCUACCAAAGAUGACGAUAUCAGCGAGCGGUCAGCCACUGACAAAGAUACUGAGAAUGAGAAGGGCCAGAGACUCUGUCCAACGUCUCUAAUAUUCGGUAAAGGAAAAGAGUCAGAAGGAGAUAAAUUCCGACGCCUUCAGCUGAAGUGGGAACUGAUGACAGGAUGUGAAUUGCCAAGCAAAUGCCAAGAUGCAGAACCGUCGGACGCUACCGACGAAACCACCCCUCUCGCAGACGGCUCCGGCCAUUCCUCGACUUCUCCCUCACAAACCGUCCGAGAGAAAGUGGUUAGCCCAAGUUCAGGAAGCCGAUCCAAAAUACCUCGACCAGUUUCCAUGACCUCCCCGCAGAGGCCAUUCAAAGUUUUCGAACCGGCUAAAGAAAAAACGUCGCCUCAAAUCAAACCACCACUUCACGCUCGUCCUUUUGGUUCAUCGCCCUUGACGAGCAAGGAUCUCCCGAAGCCCGCGCCGCGUCGCUCACUCAAGGAUAAGUCCGAUGACUCGCGUCCCAUGACGAUGCGGACGCGUGUGUCGCCCAAGGUGGGCGGUGGUGCCAAUGUCGUAGCUACGGGGAACCGUGCUUCUUCGAUGCCCGGCCGCAGCGACUCUAUGGAACGCGGUUCUUCACACUCCACUGGAGGCGGUGGCAGGUACGACUGCGUUCACAAGAAGAGCUCAGCGUCGUCAGGCGUACGUUCUGCAAGUCACGGCAGACGCUUGGUACCGGGCUCCGUGCCCAGGUACGUGCAGACUCUGCAUCACAGACUAGCUACAGACAACGGCCAUUUGUCCUUCAACCGCGGCGACUGUCUGCAGGUCGUGGUCGAGGUGGAUGACCGCUACCUCCUCUGCUGCCUCAACGGCCGCAAGGGCCUUGUACCGAGGGCCUCUGUCAUCGCCUGUGCCGACCAGUGACGUAUUUAGAACACGGGGUGUGAUGAGACCGGGGUGUGACCAGACCGGGGUGUGACAAGACCCUGGUGUGACAAGACCGGGGUGUGGCGGCCCCACUCACGGGGGGUGACGGCCCCACUCACAGGGUGUGACAAGAUCCUGGCGUGACAAGACCGGGGUGUUACAGGCCCCACUCACGGGGUGUGACGAGACCGUGGUGUGACAAGACCGGGGUGUGAUGAGACCGGGGUGUGACAAGACCGCGGUGUGACAAGACCGGGGUGUGACAAGACCGGGGUGUGACGAGACCGGGGUGUGACAAGACCGGGAUGUGACAAGACCGGAUUGUGACAUGACCGGGAUGUGACAAGACCGGGGUGUGACAAGACCGGGGUGUGACCAGACCGGGGAGUGACAAGACCGGGGAGUGACAAGACCGGGGUGUGACAAGACCGUGGUGUGACAAGACCGGGGUGUGACGGCCUCCCUUUCGGGGUGUUACGAAGGGCGUAACGCUGGAGGCGUUCAGGUUAAGCGUCACACUUGAAUCUGAUAAAGAAGCUAGUCAACCUACAAGAAAAGAUCGCUUAUAAAUUUGAACAUUCGGCAGUGUUCUAAAUCAUAUCGAAAUCAACUAUAAAUUCUUCAUAUGAUAUAACUGUGCUAAUAUAUUUCAUACUAAUGAGAUUAGCUUAAAAAGUUCCAACUUGACUACCAAGCCACGAUAUUGAAUUUAUAACAAAAUUUGAGUUAACAAUACAUGUUUUUGGUUAGAAUUAAUCGAAAAACUGGCAGUUUUUACCGCAGUACAGCAGUACAGCGAAUGGUUUGCCAGAUAAGAGAGUGCGAUGUUGCUACAGUUUCAGGAUGUCAAAUUAUUUUUGCAGCGAGCGGCAACGCGAGGUGAACGUUCAAAAAAUCAUAUUUUUCCUCAUUUAAACUUUGUCGUUCUAUAUUGAAAU
This is a messenger RNA of Hyalella azteca, 8434 nucleotides long. RefSeq lists its product as uncharacterized. The coding region runs from base 669 to 7493 and encodes 2274 amino acids. The record is from RefSeq and is a predicted model, not a curated record. Gene Ontology annotation, cellular component: cytoplasmic vesicle. Lineage: Eukaryota; Metazoa; Arthropoda; Malacostraca; Amphipoda; Hyalellidae. Gene Ontology annotation, molecular function: protein binding. The transcript has 11 exons.